Molecule: messenger RNA, 917 nt
Organism: Chaetura pelagica (chimney swift)
Lineage: Eukaryota; Metazoa; Chordata; Aves; Apodiformes; Apodidae
Gene: OSR1
Product: odd-skipped related transciption factor 1
Exons: 2
Coding region: 1-783 (260 amino acids)
Biological process (GO): embryo development; regulation of transcription by RNA polymerase II; urogenital system development
Cellular component (GO): nucleus
Molecular function (GO): DNA-binding transcription factor activity, RNA polymerase II-specific; RNA polymerase II transcription regulatory region sequence-specific DNA binding
Source: RefSeq, a predicted model, not a curated record
AUGGGAAGUAAGACCCUGCCGGCCCCAGUGCCUAUCCACCCUUCCCUCCAGCUCACCAACUACUCCUUCCUGCAAGCCUUCAACGGGCUGCCCGCCGUGCCCUCUGACCACCUCUCCAACCUCUACGGCUUCAGCGCCCUGCACGCCGUGCACCUGCACCAGUGGACUUUGGGGUACCCAGCCAUGCACCUGCCCCGCUCCUCCUUCUCCAAGGUGCCCAGCGUGUCCAGCCUGGUGGACGCCAGGUUCCAGCUGCCCACCUUCCCUCUCUUCCCACACGUCAUCCAGCCCAAGCAAGAGGCCACCAACGUGACCCUCAAAGCAAAACCCCGCUUCGACUUUGCCAACUUGGCAGUGGCUGCCACGCAAGAGGACCACUCUAAACUGGGACAGGCAGACAGUCAGGGGUCCCCCCCAGGGCUGGGGUCUUUGCUUGAGGUGACUAAACUCUCUCCAGAGAAGAAACCCACACGGGGAAGGUUACCAUCCAAAACCAAGAAGGAGUUCGUAUGUAAAUUCUGUGGCAGGCACUUCACCAAGUCCUACAACCUUUUGAUUCAUGAAAGAACCCACACCGACGAGCGGCCCUACACAUGUGACAUCUGCCACAAGGCCUUCAGAAGACAGGAUCACCUGAGGGAUCACAGAUAUAUCCAUUCUAAAGAAAAGCCUUUCAAGUGUCAAGAAUGCGGGAAAGGAUUUUGCCAGUCCAGAACACUAGCUGUCCACAAGACACUGCACACGCAAGUAAAGGAACUGAAACCUGCCAAACUUAAGUGCUGAACCUCCAGCUUCUAUGAACUUUUCCUCCCUUUUUCAGACUUUACACCAAAACAACAGCAGAAACAAAACCUUCAGGAUGGAAGCACUGAACUUGCCGUUUUGUUUUUGUUUGUGCUUGAAAAAAGAGCAAAAUC